CCGCCGGUUCGGUCAGUGAAGAUAAACACCAAAGCCGGGGACGGCAGUCGAGACUAGGAUUCGACGAUCAAAUGGACCGGGUCUGGCACGUUAAAUGCAAAAGAUAGGCGACAUGAUCAACUCCGUAUCUUAAGGUUAGGGUCUAUACUUCUAACUUUUCUAGCGACUAGCUACAGGUCAAUCGGCCUCGAACUCCACUCGAUCCACGGACCAAAUGACCAGUCCCAAAGAAAAAAAUCGAGGUUCGCCAGAUUCCUUGGAUCGCCUGGGAAUGAUCAGCGCGCUUAGCGUGGAAUGGGAGCUCCAUGUUUGUGUUUUCCCCCUCUAGGCUUUAGGCUUUUCCUCCGCAGCUUCAUCUUCAGCUUUAACCUCGUCCUUUCACUUUUACCUCUAGCUUGUCACUCCCUUGAAAUCUUCUUAUUUUUAGCUUGGACCUGGCCGAUCACCGGAUCGUUCCUCCCACCCCCCGCCGUACUUCGUCAUUUCAUCGCACCUUGCAUCCUCCCCUCUCCUUCCCGCCCCUCACUUUUCCGGAUCACCAGUACCUCGUGAUCUACGAUCCUGAAUCACGAAUGCGCUCGACCUGAAAUGCUAAGACCCCGCGCUCCCAGGGGACUCUGACUCUUCGCCCGUUCAGUUCCCCCGAGGCGAUGGCCACCACCGCGCCCCUCAGCGCGAAACCCAAACUCGCCGGACCGGGUGCCUCCUUGAAAAUCACCCCGUCCAAUUCUCCCAUUCUCCGACCUGGAGCUCGUUCACCGAGCAAACCCUCACAUCAAUCGACCUUGUCUCUCCAGACCGUGCUGGGAACCACCACCACAACCCCCAAUGGCUUCUCCAGUCACGACCAGAGCAAGAGCUUUGCGCUGUGCGCCGGGUCUGCGGCGGUACUCGCCGAACUCGACGACGAUGGAAACCUCUGUCAGCGCUUCUUUCGAGCUCGCCCGUCGGCAACGAGCGUAAACCCGACCACGACGUCUUUCUACAAUCAAUCAACUCCUCCAACGACCCCGGACUCUCGUUCGCGAUCGCUUUCCCACAUUCGCUCAAACCCGCAUCUCAACGUUCCCAAUGGUUCACCAUCGAAUGAAGCUGCCGACAAUGGCAGCCCCCGCGGCUGGUCGUCCAGGGAAAGGAUCAAAGCAGUGACGAGUGUCUCCAUUAGUCCCAAUGGUCGGUUCCUGGCCGUGGGAGAGACUGGCUACAACCCCCGCGUCCUUAUCUUUUCCACCGCCCGAGACGCCUUACCCGAUGUUCCUUUAUCCAUCCUCAGCGAACACACUUUUGGGGUGUGCAGCCUGGCUUUUAGCCCGGACUCACAAUAUUUGGCCACCCUGGGCAAUCCCAACGAUGGGUUCCUUUUCAUCUGGGCUAUCAAUCUAAAGAAUGGAUCAGCAAGGCUGCAUUCUACGAAUAAAUGCACUUCUUUCGUUCGCGACAUGUGCUGGGUGGGCCAGACGCUGGUUACUACUGGUGUACGCCAUGUCAAAGUAUGGCGACUUCCAACCGUAAGGCCGGUAUCUCCGACAAAAUCCAGGUUGACCGUGGAUGGGGCCCCGUCGCCUAACCCGGCCCCGAAAGCCCUGUCUGGCAGGAAUUGCAUUUUGGGCCAGCUAAACGACCAUACCUUCAGCUGUAUCAGUAGCAUUUCUGACCAAGAGGCCGUGGUGGGCACCGAAUCGGGAGCUGUCUGCCUCCUUGACGAACGUGAUGGGUUUCAGAGAUUAUCCGUGGUCACGCAGGUUGCAUUUGCUGUCACAUCCAUGACGGUGGAUUUCGACCGAGAGUCGAUAUGGCUGGGUGGGCGUGGCAGGAGAAUGCAGCGAUUGUCAUUUGAAUUUCUGCGAACGUCUACUAUUUCAUCUCCACCAUCUCCUACCAAGUUGGAGAAGCUUGUAGUGGACAAGAAAUCAAAGACACCUGCCAUUACUUGCAUGGGAUGUCUAUCGUCCCACAUGGUCACGGUAGAAGCGACCAAGGAAAUACACAUCUACCCUAUCGAAACCUUGCCUGAUGAAGUCGAGCAAGAGCUUGGGGAGAUUUCCAUGCCAGCUCAUCGAGACCCAGUUCUAGGCAUUCGUCCGCUCAAAGUGCCCAACGGGUUCUCGGCAGAUUUCUUCUCAUGGUCCCGCAAUGGCUCGGUCAACUUCUGGGAUGCACGCGGCAAAUGUGUUGGUUUGAAGACGGUGGUUGUCGAGCAAAGCGUGGCAGGGGAUGAGGAUGUACCCAACGAGUUGAAAGUUCUGAGAGCCGCAGACAAUGCAGCCUGGUUCGUGGCAGGUGAUAAAUACGGUGUACUGAGGGUUUACUCGGGCGAAGAAUGGAAGUGCAUUGACGAAGCCCGCGCUCAUGGAGGCGAGAUCACGGAUAUUGCCCUUCAAAAAACCGAGGAUACAUGGUUGGUGGCCAGUUCUGGCCGCGAUCGCAUGGUGCAGCUCUUCCAGAAGACGGACUCAACUCUGCAGCUGGUGCAGACCAUGGAUGAUCACGUUGGGGCAGUAGGACAAAUUAUGUUCCUGAAUGAGGGCGAGAAAUUACUCUCAAGCUCCGGUGAUCGUACGGUGCUGAUCCGGGACCGUGCGACUAGAGACGAAGAUGGUGCGACCUCCAUUGCGUACCUCAUCACCAGAGUCAUUACUAUGAAGUCGUCUCCGAUAUCCAUGGCGCUUUGUCCGGAUGACUCCAAUAUCCUUUUCGUCUCAACUAUGGACCGCUGUAUUUCCAAGUUCGACAUCCCCUCAGGACGACAAUUGCACUCUUUCCGCGCAUUGGACUCUGAAACGAAUGAUGCGGUGAUCAUGAGCUCUUUGACGGUCACCUCGGAGAUUCCCGGUCAAAGCCCCAAGCUUCUGAUCGGAGUCUCUAGCACUGACAAGUCGAUUCGAGUCUACGACUUGGAGAAAGAUAACUUGCUCACUGGAGAAUUUGGUCAUACGGAGGGAGUCAGCGAUGCGCUGCUUCUCGAACAAUACGAAGAUUUCGAGGACGGUCCCACAAUCAAGCGAAAUCUCAUCUCUGCCGGCAUGGACGGUAUUCUGAUGAUUUGGAACCUCUGUGUCCAGCCGCAUGUUCCACCAGAGGGUCAAAACGGGCGAGACGAUGAAGGUCCCGUCAAAGAAUCAACUGCAGCCAAGCCUCCACUCCGAAAGGUCCUCUCGCGGAGUGAACUAGCUGGGUUCCAGCGACUUGACAACCCGAGUCCCUUGGGAACACCAACUCCCGCUCGGGAACGCUCUCCGACGCUCACCAAGAAGAUGUCUAAAUUAUCUUUGACCCCAUCUACGUUAAAGAACAACUCUUUCGCCGAAACACCAUCUCCUCCAAACCGUCGCUCCCCAAUCUGCUUCACCCCAACAGACAACAUCCGACGAUCGCCGUCUCCAGUCAGCCCUAGAACAAAGUCAUACUCUUCCGCCUCCAAAAAGCCCAGCAGUGCAAAAAGUACCAAUCGCCGUACCUCGAUGGACUUCCGCACACGCACCAAAGCAUCCAGCCGCAGCGAGUUCGGCAGCUUAGAAAUGUCCACCGAACAGCUCUGUCGGACUCUACGAGCAUACCGCAAGAAACUCAACGGUUCAACGAAGCAACUUCAGUCACAGAAGGAGCUCGAGCGGGAACUGAACUUGACCAUGCGGGCCGUCAGCGCACGUUUCCAGAAUAGCGACGAAAGUGCCGAGACGGAGACGGAUAGCAGUGGCAAAGACAUGGAUCGGAAACCGAGCUAUUCGUCUACUUCUUCUCGGUCAUCGCAUCUUCCUCGUCAUAUGCCAUCAACGCCUUUAUUGCGACAUAAAGGGAUGCGCCAGGUCUCGAGAAGUCGCUCUUAUGAUGCUAAUGGCGAUGAAUGAAACAUCUACAUAUACACCUUGCAUUACCUCUCCUACUCCUUCUCUCCGGGAUGUUAAUAUUCUCAAAGCGGCAUCCAUUUUUCUUUGCCAUUUCGGGAGCCUCCGCAUUGCUGGUGCGAGUGAUUAGUAUCAGCGGCCCAAUUUGCUUAUUCUGCCUUCUUUUUUUUAUCCCCUGGCAUAUGGCGACUCUACUUAUUAUUUCGUUCGAUUCCAUUUUCAUUCUUCCGCUACGUUUGCAUCGCUUUCUCCAACCUGUGGAGCAGGGCGACUUUCUCUCGUUCUUCUUUUUCAUCUUCAUUUCCUAUUCUUCUCUUCUGAUGAUACCCACAUUAUUAUAUCAAAGUCGCUCCUGGCUACGUCUCCAGAGCUUACAUUUACAUUUAGACACUUUCUUUUUCUCCCUUGCCAAUUUCUUUUGGAGUUAUCGAUAUUCAGCAUCAUAGAAUUCUAGCGAUACUCGUAAUAUACUCUGUUUCCUCUGCCAUAAUCUCGUGUCUUCUCUGCUUCGUCUUCCAUGUGAAAU
Messenger RNA from Penicillium brasilianum, 4371 nucleotides. NCBI's taxonomy places the organism in Eukaryota, Fungi, Ascomycota, Eurotiomycetes, Eurotiales, Aspergillaceae. The record is from the annotation of a GenBank genome assembly.